AUGACCAGCAAGACAAAGUCUAACCGCAAGUCCAGCUGGGUGAUGCUCGCUGAGAAUGGCGGCUACACCCCUCUCCCCGGCGAGCAGACGCUGUACCAGUCUCCUCCUCGAACCACGCUCUCAUUGCAGACCAGCCACCGACACCCUCCGAGCGAGUCUUACUCGCAACAAUGCAAGUCGGGCGUCGUUUUCCUCACCAAUCGACGAAUGAUCUAUCUGCCCGUCAACCCAACACCACAAUUGCAAUCCUUCGCCGUUCCCAUUCUCAACGUAACCGACUCGCGUGUAACAGCGCCAUGGUUCGGCGCAAACAAAUGGGAAGCCAUCAUUCAGCCUGUCCAAGGUGGCGGCAUACCUCCACAGCAUUCUGAGCUCGACCUUGUUCUGGAAUUCAAAGAGGGCGGUGCAUUCGAUUUCGCAAGCAUAUUCGAGCGACUGAAGGAACGGUUACGGCAAGCCAUCGAGAUAGCGCGGGAGAGCGGUGGUGAUGUGCAGGAUGGAACCAGAGGUGUUGGUGGUGUGAACAUGAACAACGUGCAUCUCGACGAUCUACCGGCCUACGAAGAGAGCCGACAGCACGCUCGAGUACCUGACCCGCUACCUAGCCCGCCAAUGGACAACUCUGCAGUCGGAAGUAUGAGUGGUGUCGGCAGUUCCGUUGCGGCGCCCGAACCCUCAAGCCCACCAGCAUCGAGCUCGCUGUCGAGCCCACGGACGCAGCAAGAGCACUUUGAACCGCCAUCGGAUCCACCGCCAGGCUACGAGGAAGUACAGAGGAGUAGUAUUGUAGAUGAGCUAGAGAGACAGGUCAGGGACAGUCCGUGGCAGGAUGCUGAUAGUAAGCGAUGA
Bipolaris victoriae FI3 is the source of this 849-nucleotide messenger RNA. RefSeq lists its product as hypothetical. The record is from RefSeq and is a predicted model, not a curated record. Gene Ontology annotation, cellular component: nucleus. Gene Ontology annotation, molecular function: chromatin DNA binding; transcription coactivator activity. Bases 1 to 849 code for a protein of 282 amino acids. Lineage: Eukaryota; Fungi; Ascomycota; Dothideomycetes; Pleosporales; Pleosporaceae. Gene Ontology annotation, biological process: positive regulation of DNA-templated transcription. The transcript is spliced from 2 exons.